AUGCCAAUGCGAGCACUCGGCGACGCGAGUCCUCCUUUCUCUCUGUCUGAUCGGCUUGGUAACGCAGCAAAAGAUUUCUUCCAACGAGAGCUAUCUUUCAGUAACGGAUUUUGGCCCAUGCGCAUGCUCUUCCUCGUGCUCGCCGCGCGCUCGGGAGCCGGAGUGGCGGGGUCGGAGCUGCUGCAACGGCGCGAGUGGCCGCGAGGGGUCGUGCUGGGGCUCUCCAGAGGGCGAGACCACUACGCGGUGCUCGCGGCGGCGCACGGGGCAGCUUCAGCUGAAACAGAGCCUCAGCAGCGCCUUCAGGCAGUGCAGCACAACGCCAGUGGCCUCUCUGGAGCUAUGCGGCGGCUGGCGGGCCUGUGCGAUGGCGCCGAUCCGUGGGCUCGGGACGCGCGGUCGGCUCGCGUGCCGGUUGCCGAGUCAGCCUGGCUGGCGAGAAGCGCCAAGGCCUUCCCUGCAUUCUGGGCGCUGCCCAGAAGGGGGCCCAAGGAAGCGCGAGGGAAAAAUUCCGCCGCUGAGGGAAACCCGGAGCGCUGCCGCACGCUCAUCUCGAUCGUCAAGACGUCGCUACGCGCGGUCUUCCGCGGGGGGAGCUGCGUCGACGGGUGCGGGACCGCGGCGCAGCCAGUGCCGCGGCGAGGCCUCCGGCUGUUUGCGGCGGGCGGCUUGCUGCUCGCUGCGAUGGCGAAAAACUCGUCUCGCCACACGCCAAGGGCUUAUGCUCUGGCGAGACGUGAGGCGCAUGCGCCCAGGAGGGGAGGGGGCAUGUGUAACGACACUGCUAGAGAUGCCUUUCGGGGCCCAGAGAUAAAACUUCUGUGA
Emiliania huxleyi CCMP1516 is the source of this 825-nucleotide messenger RNA. RefSeq lists its product as hypothetical. The transcript is spliced from 3 exons. NCBI's taxonomy places the organism in Eukaryota, Haptophyta, Isochrysidales, Noelaerhabdaceae. Bases 1 to 825 code for a protein of 274 amino acids. The record is from RefSeq and is a predicted model, not a curated record.